GCGGCGGCGCGGAGGCUCGGUGGUGCCCAGCCCUCUCCCGGCUGCGCUGGUUGGGGUGGCGGCCGCAGCAGGAGCCGGAGGAGAAGGGAGGCGUCUGUGUAGCCGGCCUGCGCACGCAGGAAAGGACAUGGACGGCGAUCGGACAGAGAGCGACUGGCAGGGGCUGGUGAGCGAGUACCUGGUGUGUAAGCGGAAGCUGGAGAGCAAGAAGGAGGCCCUGCUGAUCCUCUCCAAGGAGCUGGACACCUGCCAGCAGGAGAGGGACCAGUACAAGCUCAUGGCUAAUCAGCUGCGCGAGCGACACCAGUCCCUGAAGAAGAAGUAUCGGGAGCUGAUUGAUGGAGACCCAUCACUUCCCCCUGAAAAGAGGAAGCAGGCUAAUCUUGCGCAGCUGUUGAGAGACUCUCAGGACAGGAAUAAACAUCUGGGAGAAGAAAUUAAAGAACUCCGGCAGAGGCUUGGCGAGGUCCAGGGUGACAAUAAGCUGUUGAGGAUGACAAUUGCUAAACAAAGGCUCGGAGAUGAAGAAAUUGGCAUGAGGCAUUUCGCAGCCCAUGAGCGGGAGGAUCUGGUUGAGCAGCUGGAGCGAGCUAAGGAACAGAUCGAGUCCUUGGAACAUGACCUGCAGGCGUCAGUGGAUGAACUCCAGGAUCUUAAGGAGGAGCGGGCUUCCUACCAGGACAAAGUGGACCGGCUGAACCAGGAGCUCAACCAUAUCCUGGGUGGUCAUGAGAACCGAAUCAUUGAUGUGGAUGCUCUGUGCAUGGAGAACAGAUAUCUCCAGGAGAGAUUGAAACAGCUCCAUGAAGAGGUCAGCCUUCUGAAGUCAAACAUCGCCAAGUACAAGAAUGCUCUCGAGAGACGGAAAAACUCCAAGGGCCAAGGCAAGUCCAACAGUAGUGCUCUGACCGGGGUCCUGUCUGCAAAGCAAGUCCAGGAUCUGCUCUCUGAAGAUCAUGGGUGCAGCCUCCCAGCUACUCCACAGUCCAUUGCUGACCUGAAGUCUCUGGCCACGGCCCUGCUGGAGACGAUCCAUGAGAAAAACAUGGUCAUUCAGCACCAGAGGCAAACCAACAGAAUCCUAGGGAAUCGAGUGGCAGAGCUGGAGAAGAAACUAAGAACUCUGGAGGUUUCCGGUUUGUGGAGUCUCCCAGGCCUGAGCUACAAUGUUUCAGUUGGAUUUGGGAGGGGCAAGGACACCAUACUGUUCACUGACCCGGCUCUUCCCGCCGUACAGAGGUCAAGGUCCCCACUGUUGAAGUUUGUGGAACAGCCCACUGAGAACAAGGAGAGCACCGGGGAUGGGGAGACUCGGAAGCAGGAGCGUGAUGAAGGCUGCGCAGCUGCUGAGGCGUUGACAGUGCCCGAGGAUGCCGGGAAGCCGGCUGUCAGCUCCCCAACACAGCCGAGCAACAAGAACCAAUACUCCUGUAUUCCGCAUCCUCCGUUACCCCAGCCACCUUCAGAGGACGUAACCAUGGUGGGAAAGGGGAUAACUCAACUGACUGAUGGCCAAGAGGCUGCAGACCUGGAGGAGGUCACAAGGGAGGCUCUCACAGAAGAGCAGAGGUGUGACCUGGGCCCAUCUUCUCCUAGUCUGGCCUCCCAGGGAAAGUGUACCACAGCUCUCCAGGACCACCUGCCUUCCAUGCAGCCAGAGACCAAAGCAGCCAGUGUGGAAGGUGACAGAGGGGUCUCGGAGAACAGAGACACAGGAAGCACUGUGCAAACAUGAGGGGAAGAGAGACCGAUGGGGUGACAUAGUGAAGACACCAGGGACAGCGAGGGACGCUUGAAGCCUCAGAACAGGCAUCCAACCACUUUCUGCUAAAACACCUUCCUGUCUGCAAAUGAGAAAAUGCUGUGAUUCUGCUACAAGCUGGGAGCGCCCAAUGGUGCCAGCUCUGUCUGAUUUAUUAAAUGCUGGUCUGUGAGCUUCUCGGUGUCACCUCUGUCUGCCGAAGACGUGACGCUGUGAACAUGGCCGGGCACAGGAAUCGUAGUUGCCAUAUGGCUGCAUUUCUACAUCCCUCUCCCUGUCAGCAUUUGUUUUUUUAGAGAGAAGAUGUUUUUCUAUUAGCAUUUAAUGUUGUCCAUCAAAAUGAUGGGACAAGCUGGGAAAGGAAGGGUUUUUUGGGUUGUUUUUCCCCCCUGGGUCUCAGUCUUGGGACUAACUGGGUAGCUAGAAAUAAAGAUGUAAUUGAAUGAAGUGUGUUCAUGGGGCCAUGGCUGCACCUUGUCAUGUAGCAAUCUCUAGGGAUCCCCCAGAAAUGGGUGUUCUUCGCACCCAGUGUUUUAUGGUGGUAGGUGGGAGGGACCAGAGCAGGCUGGGAAAGUUGGGCUGCAGGUUGGAGUGACUAUUUGCUGAGCGCAGAGCUGAGUGUUCUACCUAAGGUCUGAAGCUUUCCCUGGCUUGGAGGGAUGGAUAACAAGACACUACCAGGGGCAGGGGACUUCCUGGUGGUAUUCUGAUUAUUGCUGUUGUUGUUAUUUAGAUGGUAUUAGAAGCACUAGCUGUUUUUAUCCAGCACAGCCUGCAUAGGAUGAUGUGGAUCUUCAGGGUCUGGGGAAAGCUCGCUGCUUAGCAUCAUCCCGUUUCCCCACUUGAAACUCUGAACCACUUACUCCGUCAGCAGAACAUUGCAUCUGGGCUUCCAGGGAAUCGAGUUUUAAACACAGGACUCUGAAGUUGUGGUCUAGUAAGGAAGGAGGAAAGAUGAAUUCAUUCCUGCCUUGACCACAAAGGAACUGUACACCAAGCGUCAGUCCAAGGGGAGAGGAGGGAGUUGCCCACGCUGCCUGCUGCUUCCUCGUAGGGCGAAGAUGAGCUACGGAAAUUCACAGAGUCAUUGAGUCCCAGACUUCCCUUUGAGCUGAGCUCAGUUUAUCUCCCCAGGAAUGUGGGAUGGCUGAGAUCCCCAAACUCAAACUGCCUCAGAGAGCCAGAAUGGAAUGGACCUUGGAAACUCCAGCUAAAAAGGGAAGUUCAGAGACGGCACAUGUUCCCAUUUAUCCUAAAACCUGUCUAUGCUCUGGUACUCCUGGGCGCACCUUCAGACAGGGCCCCAAUGUUCUGUUUAUCCCUUUGUCCCCUUCCCACGAAGGCCAGUCCCAUAGAGGAGGCUGCAAGUUCAACACAGGCCAGUAGUCCCGAAGGGAUUUUUUUUUUUUUUCUGGAUGGAGGCCUCAGUUGGCCAUAUGUAUUUGGCUACAUAUGGUCAGUAUUGCUGCAUAGGACAUCAGAGCUGCUAAGGGAAACCCAGCCAGAUGUGACUCAGUAAAAGAAAAUAAACACUUGAACCUCCCAGAAGCUCUGGCUUGGAAACACAUUGAGCAGGUACACAUCAUUGGGCCAUUCAUCACUUUCAGGAGAGUGGGGUUUAUAGCGAACUCUGGCACCUUCUAGUAGGGCAAGAAGCUGCAGUGAGCCCCAGGGUCUCUGCUUUAGGAAGUCAGGAGGAGAGGGGUCCAAAAUGUAAGCUCAUUGUACACAGCCAGCCUGGGGCCUGUGUUAUUAGAUGGAAUUAGAGUCAGUAAGUUGAUGUUGUUGCAUAUGUAACCAUGACAACACACGUCCCCACUUCUGCUGUGCCCUCCCAACAUGACUCUUCUAUUCUGUAGACAAUAAAGAGA
Messenger RNA from Chionomys nivalis (European snow vole), 3633 nucleotides. It is a transcript of the gene Ccdc149, whose product is annotated as coiled-coil domain containing 149. NCBI's taxonomy places the organism in Eukaryota, Metazoa, Chordata, Mammalia, Rodentia, Cricetidae. The transcript is spliced from 13 exons. The record is from RefSeq and is a predicted model, not a curated record. The coding region runs from base 128 to 1735 and encodes 535 amino acids.